UCUGAAAUGGCAACUUUACUUCCACCUCCGAAACGACAAAAAGUCUACCACGGAGUGCCAGAGCCAGAACCAGAGACACCAAAACCCACUCGCAAUAUCUUAGUUCAGUUUGUAUCAGAAGAUGACGGCUCUGUUUUAGCCCCCGCGGUCAAUCUUCCUGCCGAUGUGUCUAGAGAAGGACUCGAAGUUCUAGUGAACCGAUUGACGAAAUCCGAUGAACCUGUACCAUUUUCCUUCCAUGUUGAUUGCCCAGAAAACGUGAAUGCAGCACUAGGUCCUACUCGAAUAGUCAUCUCAAAAUCAAUCCAAUCGGAUAUCCUAAAUCAUCCUACACAUGCCGACUCAUUUACUGAAGAAGAUGUUUUUGUCGUGCGAUGUUCUCCGCAAAGCGUGUUUCGUGUCCGGCCAGCAACGAGAUGCUCAGCCAGUCUUAGCGGACAUUCUUCACCCAUUCUUUGUGCAUCCUUUUCUCCGACAGGUGCUUUAUUAGCAACGGGCUCAGGGGACGCAACUGCGCGACUAUGGGACUUAAAUACAGAGACUCCGUCUCACACAUUAGUCGGCCAUAAGGGCUGGGUGCUUUGUGUGGAAUGGGAAGCUAUGGAGAGAUUACUUGCAACUGGAGGGCAUGACGGACACGUGCGCCUUUGGGACCCCAAAGCUGGCAAACCUGUUGGAGAUGCCAUGAAAGGCCAUACAAAAUGGGUCACCUCUUUGUGUUGGGAGCCAAUACACUUAAACUCAAAAUCUCCACGAAUUGCGUCGUCUUCAAAGGACGGUACCGUUCGCGUAUGGUCUACUCUUACUCGUAAAGUAGAAUACACUCUUGGCGGCCAUAUUGCCAGUGUGAACGUUGUGAAAUGGGGCGGAGGAGGGACGAGUGGUUUCGGUCUUAAGAGAGGCGUCUUGUAUACUGCUUCCAGUGAUCGUACUGUAAGAGUAUGGGAUGCCGAUGGUGGUCGACAAUUACAUGUCCUUAAAGAUCAUGCCCACUGGGUGACAACGUUAACUCUUAACACGGACUUCGUCUUGCGAACGGGUCCUUUUGAUCAUACAGGGAAACGUCCUGCAAGCGACGAAGAAGCUCAACAACUCGCACUAAAACGAUAUACCGACCUGUUAGCAACCACCCCCGAAUUGCUCGUGACAGGCUCGGACGAUCACACCCUCUUUCUUUGGUCGCUGUUUCCUUCUUCAGUGCCAAGCUCGGAUAUUGCAGUGUCCCAAGGAAAACUCAAACCUAUCACUCGACUGACAGGUCACCAACGACAAAUCUCCCAUGUUGCCUUCUCGCCAGACGGAAGAUGGGCCGCAUCUUCUUCCUGGGACAGUUCAAUACGGUUAUGGGAGGGUCGUACAGGCAAAUAUGUUGCGACGCUGAGAGGGCACGUCGGUGCUGUGUAUCGACUUGCUUGGAGCGCAGAUGGUAGAAUGCUGGUCAGUGCGAGUAAGGAUGCCACGGUCAAGAUAUGGGAUCUCAAAACAUAUAAACUUAAAGUUGACCUUUCAGGUCACACAGAUGAAGUUUACUGUGUUGACUUUGUUGCAGACAAGGUCGUCAGUGGAGGAAGAGAUAAACAUCUUAAAAUAUGGAAAAAUUGACAUUCCUCCCCAAAGUCGUUCUAGAUUGGGAUACAUUAUAGGAGGUAUUUCGACUCUCCCGGUUGCUUCCCGGCCUCUAAUUACCGUUCAGCGCUCGACGAUAGGCUGGCAGUUCGCCGUGUAUGUAUGUAGUUUAAUCAGCUUUGAUUGUCUCGUACACCUCUUAUACGAGCUUACAAUGUACCAGCAAUGUACUGCGUUAUACUAUAGCGAGUGAUAGCGCCCGCCAAGUUUAUCGAGGUCUUAAGGGCCCGAUCAAAUUGAUCCGUGACGAAUUCGCGAACUCCUUUUUGAGUUUA
Messenger RNA from Lentinula edodes (shiitake mushroom), 1901 nucleotides. Its product is annotated as WD-repeat protein. Lineage: Eukaryota; Fungi; Basidiomycota; Agaricomycetes; Agaricales; Omphalotaceae. Gene Ontology annotation, molecular function: protein binding. The record is from RefSeq and is a predicted model, not a curated record. The transcript is spliced from 9 exons. The coding region runs from base 7 to 1602 and encodes 531 amino acids. Gene Ontology annotation, cellular component: nucleolus. Gene Ontology annotation, biological process: ribosomal large subunit assembly.